AUGGGAAAUACAUUAUGGGCAAUUGCUGCUGGCUAUUAUAUUUAUAUUCUUUUUCUUGGCUUUAGUGCAUUACCAUUUCUUCGAAACACUCAUGUAUUAUUAGUUCCGCUAACCGGUUUACUUUUUCUCUAUAUUCUUUCUGUUAUUGCACAAUGGAAUAUGAGUGGAAUGUUAGUACGUUUUUAUGAGUAUCGUGUUGGACAUAAACGUUGA
This is a messenger RNA of Didymodactylos carnosus, 213 nucleotides long. The record is from the annotation of a GenBank genome assembly. Lineage: Eukaryota; Metazoa; Rotifera; Eurotatoria; Philodinida; Philodinidae.